Messenger RNA from Glycine soja, 1146 nucleotides. RefSeq lists its product as uncharacterized. The record is from RefSeq and is a predicted model, not a curated record. Lineage: Eukaryota; Viridiplantae; Streptophyta; Magnoliopsida; Fabales; Fabaceae. The transcript is spliced from 3 exons. Bases 226 to 987 code for a protein of 253 amino acids.
CAGUACCCUUCAAAGCUAACCUUUUAGUGCAAAUUAAUUGUACAAUUUCCCUUGUGUGAAUGCCUAGUAUUAAAUCCCACAACAUGGGAAUCUCUGGCCUUUAAGUAACCUUUGUUCCAAGCAAUUCUGUAACUCUUCCUUUCUCCUUCCCGAAUAUUCCUUGCACAACAUAAAAAUCUGCCGUAUGAAUUAUGUAUCUCCGGAACUCAGACUAUACCACGGAAAAUGGCGGUCACACAUGCUGACCUUGAACCAAGGCGAAGAAAAACAGAUUUUAGCAGUAAAACAGGUGCAUUCUUUGUAGUUCUCACAAUCCUAUUAGGCCUAUUAUGCUUCAUUCUGUGUCUCAUGGCAGAAGCCACGCGUUCUAAGGUGAUGUGGAUGAGCACAGCUGAACAUGGAAAGGGAAGUAAAUCUGAAUGUGUCUAUAGUGGUAGUGGAAAAAUGCCAUUGCUAUGCGCUUCUUGUGCUUUCAUUGGACUAGCAAUUGCCAUGCUGGUGGAGCACACUUUUUUGUUGAUGGCAGUUAGUAAUUCAUCACCUGCUUUACUUACCUUGGAUCCUGAUUCUGCUUCUGCCAAAUCAUUAACAUGGCAAUCCGGGUUUUUCUUCGUUACAACUUGGAUUUGCUUUGCAGUUGGAGAGAUUCUGCUGUUGGCAGGAGUGAGUGUAGAAUCAGGCCAUUUGAAGAAUUGGUCGAAGCCUAAACCCAGUUGUCUUAGUAUCAGAGAAGGGUUGUUCUGUGCUGCAGGGGUGUUUGCUUUAGCAACGGUUUUUCUAGCUUCUGCUUUAUACCUAACGGCUCUACGUGCACUAAGAAUAUCACAGGAGCAAGAAAAUGUUCGAAGGGAGGUACUUAUGACUUCUUCUCUCCAUGCAUCGCCACCAAGAACACCUCAACCACAUAUCAGGGAGAGCCCCACUACUAGAGAGACUCCCUUAUCCGUUUUUCCAACUCCUUUCAAUAAAAGCCUCACCUUUGUGUAAACAUAUGGGAAAGUAUAUUUUUUGGGCCACUGUAAAGGCACAGCACAACAGAGGAAAUGGUGUAAGUAAAGUUGGCAAGUGUUAAAAAACCAUAUAUAUACACGAUUUGAUUUUGUAGUAACUCUGUAAAUUUGAUUCGUUACGUAAUGUUUGAAAGUA